Branchiostoma floridae (Florida lancelet) is the source of this 2582-nucleotide messenger RNA. Its product is annotated as alpha-dioxygenase 1-like. Bases 1426 to 1911 code for a protein of 161 amino acids. The transcript is spliced from 5 exons. Gene Ontology annotation, molecular function: peroxidase activity; heme binding. Lineage: Eukaryota; Metazoa; Chordata; Leptocardii; Amphioxiformes; Branchiostomatidae. The record is from RefSeq and is a predicted model, not a curated record. Gene Ontology annotation, biological process: response to oxidative stress.
UGGGGUCACGUGACAGUGACGUCAUGCCCUAGGCGGGAGAUUCAAGAUGGCGCCUACAGGAAGCUGAGUCAGACUUCAGCAAAUAUUUGUAAAAAGAAUCGGAAGAAUGGGGUUUCUUGCAUGGUACCAGUUACCAGUGCUGGUGGCCAUCGCGUGGCUCGCGUAUCAGCGGCAAGUAUUGGAGAAAAGUGCUCUUCACGACACCUACACGACAGACGACGACAAGCCUUCCGUGUCCUGCCCCGACUCGACCCUCCAUGCUCGGACGGCAGACGGUAGCUGUAACGACUUGGACGACCCGACCAUGGGGAUGCGCCUCUACCGCUUCGGCAGGAACGCACCCAUCGAGAAAACCUUCGUCGACAACAAGAACCUCCUGAAACCGAACCCACGACACAUCUCCAACAAGUUGUUCAAGAGGGAAGAGUUCACUCCCGCUACCUCUAUCAACCUCUUAGCGGCGGCCUGGUUACAGUUUCAAACACACGACUGGUUCGAUCACGGUCUUAAUCAGAGGGACAAUCACAUCUCUGUUCCCUUGUUCGAAGGCGAUGAGUUGCUGAGACGUGGAGUUCAUUCGCUGAAAGUUUUCCGGACUGUUUCUGAUCCGUCUCAAAUGCAAAAGGACCGCCCGAAAACGUUCCGCAACGCCAACACCCAUUGGUGGGACGCCUCGCAACUCUACGGAAGCGAUGCGGAAACCCAACUGGCUCUCCGAGAGAUGAAAGACGGCAAGUUGAAGGUCACGUCAAGUGGAAUGAUACCUCUAGACGAAAAGACGGGCGUCGAAAAGACCGGAUUCUCCAACAACUGGUGGGUGGGGCUCAGCAUGCUACACAACCUGUUCACGCGAGAACAUAACGUGAUCUGUGACGUCAUGAAGGCAAAGUACCCGGAUAUGACCGACCAAGAACUCUUCGACAAAGCUCGGCUCGUCAAUGCUGCUGUGAUGUCCAAACUGCACACUGUGGAGUGGACCCCUGCUCUUCUGUACAACGACAUCUUGGAUGUGGGAAUGAACAGCAACUGGUUCGGACUUUUGUCCCAACUGGGAGGCUUUGGAAACUUCCUUAAACGUAUUUUUCCAGAACACUAUAUACUGACCGGAAUCCCAGGAUCCGCCAAGGAACUACACGGCGUGCCGUACUCUCUUACAGAGGAAUUCACAGCAGUAUAUCGCAUGCAUUCUAUUCUACCUGACAUCAUCCACUUGCAAGACAUAAAGUCGGCAAAACGUACUGGCGAGACUUACCGCUUGAAAGACACUCUCUUUAGCGAUGCAUUCAAAGUUGUGGAGAAACAGGGCAUGGAAAACCUCUUCUACCAUUCGGCGUGGAGAACCCGGGCGCUCUUGUUCUCCACAACUACCCCAACACCAUCCGGGACCUGCAGCUUCCCGAGACGCAGAACGCGGAGUAUGUGGACAUGGCAACGGUGGACGUGCUGAGGGAUCGGGAACGUGGCGUGCCGCGCUACAACGAGCUUCGGCGCCACCUCAACAUGGCCCCCGCCGAGACCUUCCGGGACAUCACGGACGACCCGAAGGUUGCCGAGGAGCUGGAGGAAAUGUACGAAGGAGACGUUGAAAUGGUUGAUCUCCUAGUUGGCUGCAUGGCGGAGAGUCCUCGCCCCACCGGGUUCGCCUUCAGUGACACAGCCUUCCGACUCUUUCUCCUGAUGGCGACUCGGCGUCUCCAGGCAGAUCGCUUCUACACGGACUACUACAAUAGUGAUACGUACACUCAAAAAGGUUUAGACUGGAUUGAGAACGCGACGAUGUCGUCCAUUCUUCUGCGACACUUCCCGAGCCUGGAAGGCGCGCUACGCGGGGUCACCAACGCCUUCCGCCCGUGGAAACUGCAGCAAGACCCCGCUGACUCGUCUGGACUAGUUUCGCCCUCUGCUGACUGAAGAGCACGAGAAUGACAGUCUUCCAUUGCUGACCGGAAUCUUGAAAAGUUGAUCAAGGAGAAAUCAAAUAUAUGUUAUACGUACACCAAAUACUUUCCUGUUCACCUUAGUACUAGACAGGAAUUUACCGAUAGUAAACAAACGCAGCUCUUAAGAUUUGAUGAACAUGAUAAUGUAUUGAUUUGCUCCUUUCUGUUUUAUAGUUAGUUGUGUGGAAUUGCAAAAUAUAGUCGAAAAUAAAACCGCAAGUCAAUUGUACCGAUAGUAGAACAACGCAGCUCUUACUUUGGUCCGUUUUAUUUCUAGUUAAAAAGUGAAAUUAGCAUGGAGUUGAAUAUUUCAGUGGAAACUAAAGCCACAAUUAUUGUUUUUAGCUUUGAAUGUAACCUAGAAUGCAGACUGCUCUAUGUCUAGUAGAGGUCGCACAAAGGAAGCUCAAUAUCGAUAAUGAGCCUCCUAGCGACGAGUUGUGGGAUUGCAAAAUCUUUCACCGACUGACUCUAUGCACUGUUUGUGUACAAUGCAUAUCAAAGAAAAUGCAUUACAUGUUUUAACAAUAUAUGAUCUCUGAACUAAUUAAAAUUGAUAGAUUUAUCGCUUUGUCUAUUUUUUCAAUGUCAGUGUGAUAGAAAAAUCUCAUGUGUUUCAAUAAUAAAUCGUUUGUGUAGAUG